Molecule: messenger RNA, 1674 nt
Organism: Rhodofomes roseus
Lineage: Eukaryota; Fungi; Basidiomycota; Agaricomycetes; Polyporales; Fomitopsidaceae
Product: PAH-inducible cytochrome P450 monooxygenase PC-PAH 1
Exons: 14
Coding region: 1-1674 (557 amino acids)
Molecular function (GO): heme binding; iron ion binding; monooxygenase activity
Source: RefSeq, a predicted model, not a curated record
AUGGACCCGACAAGCAUUCGAAUUGGCUUGUCUGGCGUCAUUCUCGCCAUUCUUCUCUACGCCGCCUGGCACAGAUACAAGCGAAACCGUGCGAGGACAUGCGAGCACAUUCGCGGCCCUCCUUCUCCGAGCUACCUAUUGGGUCACAUAGUCCAACUCACUCGUCAGGAUGAAGUAGGCGACCUCGAAUACCAGUGGAUGAAUGAGUACGGAUGGGCCUGGAAAAUCAGACACUGUCUCGGCAGAGACGUGCUCUUCCUCGCCGAUCCCAAGGCGUUACAUCACGUAUUCAGGUCUGGCUACGCCUACGCCCGUACGACAGAUUCCAAGUUUAUAUCCUGGUUGCUCAUGGGAGAGAGCAUUCUGUUCACUGAUCAUGCUCAGCAUGCCCGGAUCCGCCGGACGAUGGAUCCCACCUUUAACACAGCACGCGUGCGGGCCUUCUUGCCUAUUUUUCAGCGUUCCUCGAAGAAGCUCUGCCAGAAAUGGCGGCACGAGCUCACGGGUCGGCCAUCGAUGCCAGCGAUGAACGUUGCUCCAUGGUUCUCGAGGCUGACACUUGAUGCUAUAUGUGAAGCUGGAUUCGACUUCAAUUGCGGCGCGUUGGAUGAGGACUUGAAUGAGUUCGUGGGUGUGUACAAGAAUAUGUUCCGAGACUCGAUGAUGCACCCGACUACGGGCUCGUUACUGUUCCGACAUUUCUGGCCGUACAUUCCCGAGUCAGUCUUGCGUGCCCUUGUCCGUCUCCCGGCCAAGCAAUUCGUGCGCAUGCGGCAUGCGCUACAGACCAUCAAUCGCUUCUCGGAGCAACUCAUAGAGCAGCGGAAAUCGGUAGUGAAAACGCAACGUGGGAUUGAUAGCGGCGAUGAGCACGGCAAGGAUUUGAUGAGUAUUCUGGUCAGGGCCAAUACGUCAGAGAAUCCGAAGUACCGCCUGACGGACAGCGAAAUGACCGCGCAGGUGGCGACAUUCCUUCUUGCAGGGCACGAGACAUCAGCAGGCACGCUCACCUGGCUCCUUUGGGAGCUCGCGAAGGAUGUCAACUACCAAAGGAAGAUGCGUGAGGAGAUUGCGACUGCCCGCGCCGAUGUCAUCGCCAGGGGCGACGCCGACUUUACGGUUGCCGAUCUCGAAUCCAUGGAAUACGUGAAUGCGGCCAUCAAGGAAAUCAUGCGCCUUCAUCCGAUCGUUUACCUACUGGUGCGAGUCGCGGACAAGGACGAUGUCAUUCCGCUGUCCAGACCAAUUACUACCGCCACCGGUGAAAAAAUUAGCGAGAUCCCAAUUUCGAAGGGGCAGCACAUUAGCGUGUCAUCUUGGGGCUACAACCGAUUACCAGAGGUGUGGGGCGAGGAUGCUCACAACUGGAACCCUUCGCGCUUCUUCACAAUUGACAAGGAGAAGCAGAUCAGUGUUGGCGUGUUUGCGAACCUAUUGACUUUCGGCGGAGGAAACAAGUCUUGCCUUGGAUGGCGCUUCACUGUGCUUGAGGUCCAGGCGGUCCUCGUCGAUUUGAUCGAGAAUUUCGAGUUCGAGCUUCCGGAUGAGAAGCCCGAUAUCCAGCGCGUCCCUGCAGGUGUCACCAUUCCAAUCAUUAGGAACAACAUGCAUCUGGGUUCGCAAAUGCCGCUGAAGAUCAUUCCAGUCAAUCCUGCGCCGCCUGCCGCUGGGUGA